Larimichthys crocea (large yellow croaker) is the source of this 3409-nucleotide messenger RNA. Its product is annotated as alpha-1,3-galactosyltransferase 2. Gene Ontology annotation, cellular component: Golgi apparatus; membrane; vesicle. NCBI's taxonomy places the organism in Eukaryota, Metazoa, Chordata, Actinopteri, Sciaenidae. Gene Ontology annotation, biological process: carbohydrate metabolic process. The transcript is spliced from 10 exons. The coding region runs from base 1 to 1614 and encodes 537 amino acids. Gene Ontology annotation, molecular function: hexosyltransferase activity. The record is from RefSeq and is a predicted model, not a curated record.
AUGAAGAAAACACAAGAACUGCAGGCCCUGAAGGUGAACCCAGACCUGGAGUCCUGUCCCUUUCAACGAACACCUGCCGUGUCCGGAGCAAUGGGAGGAUACGCUGAGCCAGAUCAACACGUGAAAGAAGAAGAGAAGGAAGAAUAUGGAGAUGUCGUGCUGCCUGCAUCACCGCCACCUUCCGCACCACCAGGAUUCAAGGACAGCGAGGCCGUGGACACGGGGGAAAAGGAGGUGGUAGAGAAGGCAGACGAGGAGGUUAAAGCAGCCCUCCCUCAGCAGGCCACAGGUCCCCUACACUCGAUCCAGCCUGGCGAUUGGGUGGUGAUAAAAAACCUGCAAAGGAAGCACUGGAGGUCUGAGAGGUGGCAAGGGCCGUUCCAAGUGUUACUCACAACGCACACAGCGGUGAAGGUCGCAGAGAGAGCAACUUGGAUCCACGCCCACCACUGCAAGAGGGUGCCCAACCCCACGGAGUCGACAGACAGGUACAACAGGGAAGUUAUAGUGUCUGGCAGCCUGUACAUGCUGUGGGUGUUCGAUGGAUUUUUACCUGGUAGGGUGAAAGAUCGUCUCGUGGCUAACAGAUACCAUCAAUCAUUCCAGUCCAACAAGAGUUCAUUCCGUGGAAAAAUUAAAGGCUUGGUCACUGCUAUGAGGUCCACGGCUGUCACUGCUGGAAUCUCCUGCUGUUUCGUGUUGCUCUUGUUCAGCUUGAAUUUUUUAUAUUCAGAGGAGCAGUGGAGGACAGUCGUGAGACCGAAAAUCCAAAUAACUGACAGUCUUAACUUUGGGGCUAGGGAGAAUGUUGAGACACGCACAACUUGGAACGCCCCCAUCAUGUGGGAGGGGAUGUUUGACCCAAAUCUGUAUGACCAAAGGCACAUCGAAGGCAAGUCAGCUGUGGCGCUCACCGUGUUUGCUGUUGGCAGAUACCUGGAUGCCUACCUCAAGACUUUCCUGGUCUCUGCAGAACAACAUUUUAUGUUGGGAUUACCAGUGACAUAUUACGUGUUCACAGACCUGCCAGAGAAGGUACCAAACGUCAUGCUCAAUGCCAAACGACACCUGAAAAUCAUUCAGGUGCAAAAGUAUUCCAGGUGGCAGGACAUCUCUAUGAUGCGCAUGAAAAUGAUAUCGGAAAUCAUAGAAACGGACAUUCGUUACCACUUCAGCUAUGUCUUCUGCUUUGACGUGGAUCAGGAGUUCAAGGGUAGAUUUGGCUCGGAGGCUUUGGGGGAUUCUGUGGCUUUGCUGCAUGCUCAUUAUUACAAACUUCCAAAGGAGAGGUUCACCUACGACAGGAACCCCAAAUCCAAAGCUUUCAUGGAAACCGGUGAUUUCUAUUACCACGCGGCUAUCUUUGGAGGCUUGUGGGAAAAUGUGAAGAAUCUGACAGAUACCUGCUAUGUGAACAUCAUGGAGGACAAACUGUAUGACGUGGAGGCUCUGUGGCACGAUGAGAGUCAUCUUAACAAGUACUUUUGGCUUUACAAACCAAGCAAGCUGCUCUCCCCAGAGUACUGCUGGGAUCCGAGUAUUGGUAAAGUUGGAGACAUACAUGUCACUCGCCUAGUGUGGGCACCAAAAAAUUAUGACAAACUUCGCACUUAAUGGUAGAAGAUCCACAAAUUGAGGUAAUUCUUUGGGGGAUAAAGAUUGUUUGCUAUAAGCUUUGUACGGGAUUAUUAUCUUCAACCAACUCUUGGAGGAACUCUUCUUUCUCUCUUUUAAGAAUUCAGGUACAAUGAAAUCUGAUUGUCUUUAUUUUUAUUUUUAUUAUUUUCUUUAUUGUAGAUGUGAUGAUUUUGCAACUGCACUGGGAAAUUGAAAUAGAAAAUUCUUGACAUUUCCUGACUUACUGACCUUCAUCUCUUGAAAAAAAAAAUGCUAGACGAUCAUUCCUCUUUACGUAGUUGAGCGGUUCUUGCGAUAAUAUGGUAGUCAGGGCUAUUUUCGUGACUACUGCAACACAACUGAUGGUCUCAAACUAAUUAUUUUAGCUGGCCUUUUAAAAGCUUGAGAUAUUUACAUGAAGGAUUACCGUGACAUGGCUUUUUUCUCCCCAAGAGUCUUGAAACUGCAUUAGCCUCCCACUCAUGUUUGAUGUUGCCAAGUCAAAGAGGAGGCCAGGUUCGGUGCUUGGUCAUAGGUGGUGGAGUCAGAAGGUUUGCAUCAGAUGAACGGAGGCUGCGGGAUGGAUUGUGGCGAUGGAGCAAGUCAGUGAGGAAGGAUAUAAGUUUUCAUGCCAGUCAUGACCGGGCAGCUCCCCUGGUGAUUUACUGUAGAAAAUAGAGCCUUGGGGUUGGUGGAGCCAGAGUGUAUUAGGUGAGAGUAGUAGGUGGACUGGGUGGUAUUGAGAGCAUCCUUACUGCUGGAGGUAAUCUGUAAAAGUUUGGAGAUGGACACUUGAACCGGUUUCUUGUGUCUUUCAAGUGUAAAACUGCUAUUGUGUACUGUAUGCUGUUUACUUUUCCAAGGAAAUGAAUGUGACAUUGACCCAGAUGUGAUGUGACUAAAUGCAAAUGUAUUUAUUUUUUUGGUUGUUUGUUUGAAAUUACCAUAAAUGACAAUGAUAAGAAUUCGUUUGAUUUGUAGAACAUUUUGCAUGCACCCCUGAAAAUGGCACAUAUGUCCAAGUCUGUCUACCUUAUCUUGCUCUCAACUCCCUUUUAUGAGAGUGCUUUGUGUGCAGAUGAAAGAUUACAUUCAGAAUAGAAUAGAAUAGGAAGCUUUUAUUGUCAUUGUACAACAGACAUACUGUAAGCACAACGAUAUUACAGGGGGCUUCAACGAGGUGCUGGUCCUGAUAUAGGUAAUAGCAUAGUGUAGCGUCGAAAUAGACAAGAUAAAAACCACAAUAUAAAUACAAAUGCAAUGCUAAAAAAAUAUACUAUACAAAAAUACAAGGGGUAUUCAUAAAAAGUGAAUGCUGCAUCUUGCCUGUAUUUGCAAAAGGUAAAAGCAGGAUGUUACAUGACAGCACAUUAUUACACAAUCAUUGCACAGUUUGUCCUGGCACAUGUUGGGUCUGCCAAGGGGAACUGAUCAAACAGGUCUCUCAGGUCUGUAACUAACUCACUAAUUCAUAUAAAGGAUGUGGACAGUGACAGAGUGGCACAGAGUGCUGUGUUGUUAUUGUUGGCUUUACUUUUCAGUUUUGUGUUUUUUUCUCUUUGCAUUGUCUGUUUCUUUUUUUAUGUAAAUAUGUAUGUUUGGGUAGAAAGAUUGCUAUUGCUGGAGAAGGGGUAGGUUUAAAUAAGCAUAUGCUUCAUCCUACUCCUUUUCGGACAUGUUGCGUUCACAUUAUUAUUGUUGUUUUGUCUAUUCGUAUUGGAUUUGUUUGUUUUGCGGUUGACUUUGUUAUGUUACUCGCACAUGUUUGAAAUAAACUGAACUGAACUGAAAA